Alosa sapidissima (American shad) is the source of this 6349-nucleotide messenger RNA. RefSeq names its product thyroid adenoma-associated protein homolog. Gene Ontology annotation, cellular component: cytosol. Gene Ontology annotation, biological process: tRNA methylation. The transcript is spliced from 31 exons. Bases 257 to 5821 code for a protein of 1854 amino acids. The record is from RefSeq and is a predicted model, not a curated record. NCBI's taxonomy places the organism in Eukaryota, Metazoa, Chordata, Actinopteri, Clupeiformes, Clupeidae.
GGUGCUCUGACUCUACGGUAUUUACAAGGUUUUGUAGGUAUUUAGCUCUUUAGUUUGAGACGAAAACUCACAUAGUCCUGCUUUAAAAACGUAGGAAUAAGUUAUUGUUGGAAAAAAAUACAACUGGACUGGACUUGUAUUUUGACGGCGGCCACGUGGGAAGUUGCUGCUUACACCGGUUACACUGACGCAUUACGAGCGUGCGUGCAGCUCAUGUUCAGUUGAAAUGUUUUCAAGUUAGUCAUCCCACGUUGAAAUGGAUGCACAUUUUGAUAACCCUGAACUAAGAGACAUAUCAUCAUCUCAUAUUGAUAUUCUGGAGCUUCUUUUCGGCAAACUAACAGAAUGCAGAAGGAGCUCCCUAAAACGCUGCAAAGAGCGUUCGCUCCAGGAAGCUUUCAAAAUUCUUAAAGAGAGAGUUCGGCUGGAGUCUUUGGAGAGGUUACAGCUUCUCUCCCUCGUGAAGCUGCUUGUUGCUGUUCAGAUGGAAGCGGUUAACAUUCCUGUGCUGUGUCGAAAACUUGACCAGAUGGUCCAGUUCAUUGGUGAAAUGAAUUCAGAUAUUGUUUAUGAAGAAAUUCAGCUACACAUUAAUACUUUAAUGCACAGCGACCAGAUAAUGUCAAUUGGAGAUCUCCAGUUAGUGUCUAUGUUCCUGGAAAGCAGCACUCUUGGCCAAGGAAUUUUAAGACGAGAGAGCCAUUCUGUACUUGCUAAAGUUGCUGAAGUCUUUGUGUCUUCUCAAGAAGAGGAUGUUUUGAGAAAUGAAACUUUGUGUUACCAGGCUGUCAAGGUGUGUCUUCAGAUUUUUCAGAUAUUGCCCAAAGAAGUGUCAUCUAUGGUGUUUGGGACAGAACAAUCUAAUCCAGUUUUGACAAGCAUUUUGGGGUUUCUCAUGGACAUCAUUCUUGGAUGGAGUAUCAACAAAGAUACGCGACUUUUGGCAGGCACUGCAGUGGCCAUGCUUAUUAACACUGCUCCAGAGGAAAAAGUUGGAAGGAUGGCUGCAUGGUCUCUCCUUCAAUUCACCAGACCAGGUGACCCAUAUCUUAAACCCUGGAAGCUGACUCUGGGAGAACUUCAGGUACAAUGUCAUUGCAGAACCAAGGAUAGAUUGGAGAGACUGGCUUUGAGCCGAGGUUUACUGACUGCCUGCAGAAAGGACAUUCUUGCCUAUGACCUUGAUCAUAACAGGACUUGCCUUCUCCUGGAUAUGUUCCCUGUUGUUUCUGCUCUCUGUGAAGAGUCAUUAGAAGAUCAUUACUAUGCAUUCCAAGUGUUUACCCUUUGGCUAAAAUGCCUAAAAGAGUGUCAGCCAUCUAUAUUGGAGAUGAGCAGUGUGCCACUGCUGGGACAAGACUCAAGUCUUCAGCACCAAGUCAUUGAAAUCAUAUGGAAAAAUGCAGAGUCUCCAAUUGAGGGGAUCACAGACUCUGCUCGCAAUGCUCUGUGUCUAUUUCUGGAAAUUUAUGAAUUGGAUUGUCAGCAUCAUGGUGAUGUAGAGAGGGUGCUCUACUUGGAAAUGCUGCAUCGUACUAUUGAGUUGCCUUGGGAGACCAAAGCCAAGUACUUGUUCCUCUGUGUUCUCCUGCCAUACUUUGGCUCUGAAGUGGUUUUAAAAAGUUAUAAUGAGUUUCCUGCUCAUCUCUUGAAAUGCCUCUCCACCAAUCAGCUUUCUUCAUGUGCAUCUGAGUUCUAUAAAUUACUCAUUCAAGAGUUACGGAAAGAGUUAUGCAAAAAGCAGACGUCACCACCUUCAGAAUUUGAACUAGCCUCUACAUGGAGUAAAUAUUGGCAAGCAACUCUCCUGGAGGCAUUGACCUCAGAUGUGAAACUCUUGCAGACCAAUGCAGUCAGCCACCUUCUACCCUGGACUCUGCGUACAUUUCCAUCUGCUCCAAUGAUGCUGUUGGAUUUUCUGGACCCCACUUCACAGGGGCAUCUUAAAGCAUGGACCUGUAUAAUGAGCACACACAGAGCCACCUGCGGAGAGUCUUCUUGGAUAUCUGAGGAAAGCCAUGCAUUUAGGACUUUGCAAAAUGCCCUGACUUGUCAUGAUGAUGAUGUUCGUUUGGCUGCUUUCAAUGUGCUGUGCUGCAGUUCAAAAUCCAAGGAAAUGCCAAAUGCACUGGAGUUCUCAGCAAUGAGGAAAUAUAUCCCUCUCAAUCUGAAUAGUGAGGCACCCCCUUUUCGGCAGCAGUUUUACUCUGCUGUGAAGAAGUUUCUCUGCAGAGUUAGAGACACUUGUUUAGCUAAAGUGCUGAAAACCAAGAGCAAGAUGGGCUUUUCUCUAGAGGAUGAGAACACACUCUGUAAAGGGGUUGAGUUUGUGGAUUGGGUAGCAGAACUUGCCUUCCACUACUUAAAUCCUGGAAGCAAGUACCAGAGAAAGAAGACCGUUUUGUUACUGUUGUCUGCAGUGUUAGAGACUUGCUCUGACACCUGGAGCCCUGAAAAGAAAAAAGGGCAGCCACCAGCAAAUAUAUCCAGUCUAAUUACCUGGGCCAGGUCAAAGGGAAGAUGGGACUUUUUUUCCAAGUCAAAACAACUGGCUCUCAUCAGCUGUUUGGAGGACAUGACAAAUGAGAUAUGUGAACUGUCUGCUGAGUUGCUUGUCUUGUAUUUUCCAAAACAUUUUCCGGAUGAUGUGGUGCCCUUGAUUUUCAGCCGUGCUGAGCAUUUUCUCCACAGUCCUCGAACCCAAGAGUCUCAAAUAGGUGCCCUCAUGAUGAAGGUCCUUCUACAGAAGUCUGUGGAUCUGUCACAAGAAUGGCUAAACAGCAGAGUUAAUGGAGAUGUAAACAUCACCUCGCUCUGCCAGUACCUCCUUCAGUUGAUGCAGCAGCACUACUUUACAGCCAAGACUGAUAUGCUGAUGGCUUCACAGACAGCACCCAUACAUGGUGCAGUGAAUGCUUUGCAGAGAUGUUUGCUGGAGGUGCCGGGUGUCUUGUAUAAUGAAAUGGAUGAGAGCAUGUUUGCAAAAACCCUCAGCUUGAUGGAGAACAUGACAGUUCUCUUACUUGGUGUACUUUAUGGGGACCAGGACACAGAAAGUAAAGAAGUCCCUCCAUCCUUUUGUGAAAUGGGAAAUGCAAUCAGCUCUGUAAUUGGUCAUCAGUUAGGUUCAGAUGAUCAUGAAGAGGAGCAUGUCCUGCUUCCAGAGGAGCACAGUCUGGUGCUCACUUGUUGCUGGGUCUCACUAAAGGAAAUCGGAAUAUUUAUGGGCUCCUUGAUUGAGAUGAUGGCUGAUGAGUCGAAUAAGAUGGAUCACUUAGUCACUGCAGGUGAUAUGAAAAGGAUGUCUAAACUGUUCAAAGACAUCAUCUUGAAAUGUCGACACUGGGGAGCAGUAGAAGGUUGCUGUCGUGGAUUCACCAAGUUUUGCAGCACUCUGCUGGUCAGUGCUGACCGAGAGAUCCGAGACAUCCCUGCACAGUUGCUUAAAGAAGGUCUCCAACUUCUCCAGUCUCCCCGCGGCACCUCAGUGACUCGUAGAGCUGCAGGUCUCCCAAUGCUUUUCCUCUGUGUGGUUUCAGCAGCAGAAACCAAUCAGAGCAGGUCUUUGCUCUCUCUCAGUAUUAACACCCUUCUGGAGGUGGCAAAUAGACCUCUGCCAGACAACUGGGACCAGACAGUUGAUCUACCACAGGUGUGUGCAGUUCAUUCUCUGAAUGCUUUAGUUCGUGGAUCUGGUCUCGCUGUUGCCAUUCUUAAGUAUUGUACAGUCAUGGCCACCCUUGCUCUUACACUUCUCAAUUCCCGCUGCUGGGCUGUGAGAAAUGCAGCAUUGCAGCUUUAUAGUUCGUUGUGCACACGGAUGCUUGGCCAGAGUCCCGGAGGUGAUCAUGCCACCGCCCAGUGUGGCAUGAGCGCGCUGACCUUCUUUACUCACUACCCAUCACUACUGCCCUUCCUUCUCGGUGAACUAAGAAAUGCAGCCAUAGAUCUUCAUCAUUCAUCUCAACAUAGACGGCUUUGUGUUCACCCCUCUCUGUAUCCUGUGCUAACCCUCCUUGCCAAACUUCAGCCUGGUAUUCAACCUGAAACAAGAGAACUGUCAGAGGCUGUGACACCAUUGCUCCAAUUAGCCUCCAGUCCUGUGUACAGCGUUAGAAUGAUGGCUUCCAAAGCAAUGGUGGCCAUGAUGCCUUCCUCAAAAUAUCCUGCUUUCCUCUGCAAGAUGGUUGAAGAGUUACCACGAUCCACCGAGGAGCCCUACUCUCACAACUAUUUGCAUGGUCAACUCCUACAGAUCAGAGCUAUGCUAACUCAAGUUAUGCAGACUGAUAAGGCUGCCUUAAAUUCACACAGUCUUAUUGUGGAAGUGCUGGAGUCCAAGAUGUGGCUUGUGACAACAACACAGCAGUGCCUCAUGAUCAGAGGGUUAUAUUUGGAUGUGAUCAGUCUUGUCAGGAACAGCUGCUCUAAGGACUUCCUGCACCAGUUGUGUGCACUGCUUCUGUCAGAGCUUCACACCUCAUCACACCAUUUGCAAGUUGGCUCAGACUCCUUUUACGGUGUGGCCCUUCACUUCCUGUGUAAAGAUCGAAGUUGGAUGUGUCUGGUAUGGCAGAAUUUCUCCAGUUGGAAUGCUGUUUUUAAACUGUCAUUGCUCAGAUGGGCAUCAGAGACAUGUGGCUCAAGCAUGACCAAUAUGCCACAUCUGCUAGAAAAAAUACUCCAGGUUAACCUGAAGGAGGUUUUACUGAAUGAAGAUACAGAAAUCCGGGUAGUGUAUCUCAAAGCCUUUGUAUCAGUCAUGACUGGAGGAGUUUGUUCCUUGGUACUUGAGGAAGCGGCCAUCCAAGAAUGUUCAGAGAUCCUGGUUAGAAGCUUGGAAGUCUCAGAUGGGGGCUCAGAGUACCUCUCACAGGCCCUGUGUGCUGCCAGCCUGCUACUCUCUAAAAGCCUGGACCAUACAUUGUUCCCACGUUUGUGCAACAUAUUACAGCGUCACAUGGUGCCAAACGCCUCAGAGGCACUCAGAAUGGCUUGUGCUGAGUCCCUUUGCCUUGCUGGGGUUCCUCUGAUGUGUAAAGACCAGAAAAGUAAUCCACACAAACUGGGAUUGAGCAUUAGGGUGGUCAAUAUUGGCUUAUGUUUACUGCAGGAUCAGAGUGAACAGGUGAGGGUGAAAGCUGCUGUCUUUGUGUCAAAGGUGCAAAAUCCCACUCCAGGUGGAAUAGAACAACAGCAGAAGAGUUCAUUUCUAGCACAUGUCAAUCAAUCCAUACUCAUGCUCCUGGAUCUGCUUUUAGAAGAUUUCUGGGAUCACUGUGACCUUUUAAGGGUUUUGUUAUACCAUUUACCAGAGUCAGACUUCAGCAGACUUCUUAAAGAUACUAAGGAAACAAAUCUGUAUGAACGAGAUGAUGCUAAUAUGCAUGCGGAGCCUUUGGCCAUCAGUGAGUGUGUUCUGCCAUAUUUGCUCCAACUGGCUAAGAAGUACCCAGAAUCUUCAGGGCUGGCACAGAUACUUGAUAACUGGGUUCAUGAUAAUCUGGCUCAAAUGCUGGAGAACCUUACAAUCUGUAAAAAGAUUAUAUCAGGCCAGCAAAGUCUGGAGUGUUCUUGGUUGAGCGUUCUCUCAGAGCCUCUUUUCCACAGCCAUCUGUGCGGACUUUUCACAAGAGCAAUCUUUUUGAAUCAACUUCUGAUGCUCUCUGCUGAGUUGCAUCUCCUCUAUAAUAGCACCAUUCUAUCAAGAGAUUUACUGGAUGUCUACAGACAGCUUUGUAUGAACGGUGUUUUCUUGCCACAAGUCUUUCCUGAUGCUAUAAUGAGCUUUUUGGAGAAAUCAAAUAUUCAAGUGCUCUAGGAUGGUUUAUAUUACCAGUUGACUGAAGCUGAUAUCUUGAAUUUAGCAGUCCAUGGAUCAUCUGCCAUCGCUAACAGAGUACAUACUGGGACAAACAGUGGCUGCAGCAUAUUUUAUUGGACUGAGGUCCUAAUAUUCGUGUAAAUGUAUUGAGAACAUGGGGGCUAAUUCCAAUGCUGAACAAAGUGGCAAGUCUAUAGCCUGACUAAAGUGUGCUUAAUAACGAUGUAAAAUCUAUUUGCAAAUGUAAUACCAUGAGAAAGAAGCACAAAUAUCAGUACAGUAGGUCAGAUAAAAUGGUCUCAUGCCACAUGAUGCCGUUAGUUUGUGCACAUUGAACUUUGCUCGUAGACUGACUUUGCACUUUGACCAACAUUUAAAUUUGGGCCCAUAAUGUUUUUUCUUAUCAUAUGGUUAUUGCAGAUGAAGAGAAACCAGUAAACAGGGGAGUAAAGUGAACUUCUUUGUGCCUUUGUAAACAUUUUGUUUUAGUAAACAUAUAUACAUUAAAGAAAAUGAAAUGAUUAA